CUCAUUCACUCCCAUUAUUCCCUCCUCAACCCCAUGCACACUCAUCUCAUUAUUCUCCUUCAACAACAACAACAACCAUGAUCAACAACAACUACAACAAGCUCCACUCCUCCCUCUCCGCCACCUCUACUCCGGCAUCCUCCUUCCACCUCUCCGGCAAUGAUCUCCCGCCCACACCUCCACCCUCCUCCUCCCACCGCCGUCGCUCUCGUAUCCUUAUCAUCUCCUUCCUCUCCGUCCUCCUCAUCGCUGCCUCCAUCGUCUCUGCCGCCGUCCUAGUCCGGUCCCGCAUCGCGUCUAACGAACCCCAUUUCCCACACAACAAGCCCUCCCAAGCCAUCUCCCGCGCGUGUAGCCACACUCUCUACCCAUCUCUCUGCCUCUCAUCUCUUCUCUCCAUCCCCGACGCGCUCUCCGCCGACGUUCAUGACCUUGUUCAUAUCUCUCUCAACUUAACUCUUCAACAUCUCACUAAGGCUCUUUAUUCCACUUCUCAAAUCCCUAUCUCACAAAUCUCUAACGACCCUUUAGCUCAUUCAGCUUAUGAAGACUGUAUGGAGCUUCUAAAUGACGCCGUUGACGCUUUUUCAGUUUCUCUUUUUUCUACUGAAGCUUCCAAUCACGACGUCAUGACGUGGCUUAGUGCGGCAUUGACUUACCAUGACACGUGUACGGAUGGAUUUGCGGAUGUGGCUGACUUGGCUGUUAAGAAUCAGGUGGAGGCGAAGUUGAGUGAUUUGUCGGAGAUGAUCAGUAAUUCUUUGGCUAUAUUUUCUGGGUUUGGUGGUGGGGAUUUGCCAGUGCAGAAUAGGCGGCGUCGGUUGAUGGAGAGUGGUACGCGGUCAUGGGCGGCGGAGAAUGGUGGUGAUGGGGGUUUUCCUCAAUGGCUGAGUGUGAAGGAUCGGCGGCUUUUGGCUGCUCCUAUAUCGGCGAUUCAGGCGGAUAUUGUGGUGGCUAAGGAUGGUUCUGGGAAGUUCAAGACGGUGGCUGAGGCCAUUGACGCGGCGCCGUCGUCGAGUGGCCGCCGGAUCGUCAUCUACAUUAAGGCCGGAAAGUACGAAGAGGAGAAUUUGAAGGUGGGAAGGAAGAAAACAAACUUGAUGUUUGUGGGAGAUGGGAAGGGCAUAACCGUCAUUUCAGGUGGCAAAAGUGUUUUUGACAAAGUUACCACUUUUCGCACCGCCACCUUUGCGGGGUCCGGAACAGGAAUAAUUCUACGAGACAUGAUAUUUGAGAACACAGCAGGACCAAGCAAGCACCAAGCGGUGGCAUUACGCUUGAGCGCAGACCACGCCGUGGUAUACCGAUGCAACAUCAUUGGUUAUCAAGACACUCUCUACGUGCACUCGAAUCGCCAAUUCUUCCGAGAGUGCGACAUCUAUGGUACAGUCGACUUCAUCUUUGGGAACGCUGUAGUCGUUUUCCAAAGCUGCAACAUCUAUGCUCGAAAGCCAAUGCCGGGACAAAAAAACACCAUUACAGCCCAAGACAGGAAGGACCCAAACCAAAAUACCGGAAUCUCCAUCCAUGCUUGCAAGAUAAUUGCCACCAGCGACCUUCAAGCCUCCAAGGGUUCUUUCCCCACCUUCCUCGGCCGCCCUUGGAAGCUAUACUCUAGAGUUGUGUACAUGGUAUCUUUCAUGGGAGACCAUAUUCACCCACGAGGCUGGCUGGAGUGGCAAGGUUCUUUUGCUCUCGACACUCUUUACUAUGGCGAGUAUUCAAAUUCUGGGCCCGGCGCUGCCGUGGGACAGCGGGUUAAGUGGUCCGGUUAUCGAGUUAUAACUUCCACGGUGGAAGCCUCUAAAUUUACUGUUGGCCAAUUUAUUUAUGGCUCUUCUUGGUUGCCCUCCACUGGAGUGUCAUUUUCAGCUGGCUUAUCUGCUAACUAAUUAGAAUGCAUAAUUUUUUUUUUUCAUGAGUGUAUUUAAAUAAUUAAAAUUUGUUUUUUUCUUUUUUUUUUUUUAUUUUUUAUUUUUAGGAUGUGGUUGAUGAUGACACGUGUAUAGUCUCAUUCCUUUGAUUAUGCUCUUGGAAAAUAAUAUGAGCCACAUCAAAAUAUGAGAUGGUCAUAUAUAUAAAUACAUAUAUACAUAUAUGGCUAUAAUUGUGAUUGUAUUUGUUGUAUCAACAUUAUAUAUUUACUGAAUAAAUUUGUUUUUUUUCUCUC
Molecule: messenger RNA, 2170 nt
Organism: Benincasa hispida (wax gourd)
Lineage: Eukaryota; Viridiplantae; Streptophyta; Magnoliopsida; Cucurbitales; Cucurbitaceae
Product: putative pectinesterase/pectinesterase inhibitor 61
Biological process (GO): cell wall modification
Molecular function (GO): pectinesterase activity; enzyme inhibitor activity
Source: RefSeq, a predicted model, not a curated record